AACAUCCCUAAUAUACACCUAGUAGGUUCAGAAAAGAUAGAUUCAGAUAUUUUUUCUUAACAUAAAGGGCAGAAAUAGGUGUUUGCCACGUCAAUAAGCGAUCGAUUCCAUCCGCCAAGCUGUUUAAUUUACCGCAAGUCUACAACAGGACGACGGAAGACAGUCGUCACAGCAGCAGCAGUAGUAGCAGAAUGACCGUGCACGAAUUCAAGGUGGAAAUGACCUGCGGCGGGUGUGCCAGUGCAGUGGAGCGCGUUCUGGGCAAAUUGGGCGAUAAGGUCGAAAAAGUCAACAUUAACUUGGAGGAGAGAACGGUUACUGUCACGUCGAAUCUAUCGUCCGAUGAACUGUUGGAACAGCUGCGCAAGACCGGCAAAAGCAGUUCGUACAUCGGUGUGAAGAAAUGAGACGAGUUUUUCAGCAAGUUUCAGAAAUACGGCAAACUGAAACUUGAAGUCUAAACGGGACGAGACGAGGGUAAAUCUCGAGUCAAUCCACACAUUGCCGAUGUCACAUGUCACACAUACAUACACAUCGAACCAUUCGAGCUGAAGGCGCUGCUUGAUCCAUUCGUUCAGUGAUACCCAAGAUUUACCCAAUAUCCGAUAUACACAUACACAACUACGAGUAUACUCGUACAACACGAAGACAAAGUUUAAACUUAAUCAAAAAUAAAUAGGAAUUAUCUACAAAUUUACAUUAGUAUUCGAUCUUGCCCAAGUUAUAAGUAGCUCGUAGUUAGCCGACCAAAGGGUUGAAUUAUUCAUUACCUAUUACUCGAAGAAGAAUUUUAAAUUCAAUUUAACAAAUCAAUCAAAUCUAAAUCGAAACAAAUUGCCAAGAUUUUGCCUCUAUGCAGUAUAAUAAUUAUGAGUGCAUAUAUUUCCAAUGUAGUAGCCAAUAAAUGAUACACGCGUAUGCCAA
Messenger RNA from Drosophila miranda, 924 nucleotides. It is a transcript of the gene Atox1, whose product is annotated as copper transport protein ATOX1. Gene Ontology annotation, cellular component: cytosol. The record is from RefSeq and is a predicted model, not a curated record. Gene Ontology annotation, molecular function: copper chaperone activity; metal ion binding. Gene Ontology annotation, biological process: copper ion transport. The coding region runs from base 192 to 407 and encodes 71 amino acids. NCBI's taxonomy places the organism in Eukaryota, Metazoa, Arthropoda, Insecta, Diptera, Drosophilidae. The transcript has 3 exons.